CUCUCUCUCUCUCUCUCUCUCUCUCUCUCUCUCUCUCCCCCCCCCAAUAAAAUUAGAGACAAGUGUUGCAAAAGAACCAGAGAAAGGAAGUGAUUAAGAAGGAUUAGCAGUUGCAGAAUGCCAAGUAACAGUGCACUAGUGGAGGCAGAGGUUCCAUUGUUGGAUGAUUUAGCUUCAACCGUCCGAUUGAAACGUGAACAUAAUGAUGAUGAAACUCAAGCUACUACUCUUGUAAGGAGAUCUUGGAUUGAAUCAAAGAAGCUGUGGCACAUAGUUGGUCCCGCAAUCUUUAGCCGUGUAGCCUCGUAUUCCAUGUUGGUCAUCACCCAAGCCUUCGCCGGCCACCUCGGCGACCUCGAGCUUGCUGCCAUCUCGAUUGCUAAUAAUGUCAUUGUUGGUUUCGAUUUUGGGCUCUUGUUAGGGAUGGCAAGUGCUUUAGAAACACUAUGUGGGCAAGCUUAUGGAGCAAAGAAGUACUACAUGCUUGGAGUGUACAUGCAAAGAUCAUGGAUUGUUUUGUUUCUGUGCUGUAUUCUUCUUCUACCAAUCUAUCUCUUUGCCUCUCCAUUUUUGAAGCUUUUAGGGCAACCCACAGAAGUUGCAGAGUUGUCUGGCGUUGUGUCCAUGGUCAUGAUUCCUCUUCACUUCAGCUUUGCGUUUCAGUUUCCAUUGCAGAGGUUCCUACAGAGCCAGCUCAAAACAGCAGUGAUUGCAUGGGUUUCUCUGGUUGGCCUUGCAGUGCAUGUGUUUGUGAGUUGGUUUUUUGUGUACAGACUUCAGUUUGGAGUGAUUGGCACUGCAAUUACCAUAAACUUUUCGUGGUGGGUUUUGGUGUUUGGUCUUCUGGGUUACACUCUCUUUGGUGGCUGCCCCUUGACUUGGGCUGGUUUCUCCAUUGAAGCAUUUUCUGGCCUUUGGGAAUUCACUAAACUCUCUGCUGCUUCUGGAGUCAUGCUUUGCCUGGAGAAUUGGUAUUAUAGAAUACUAAUUCUGAUGACUGGGAAUCUACAGAACGCAGAGAUUGCUGUGGAUGCGUUGUCUAUAUGCAUGACGAUAAAUGGGUGGGAGAUGAUGAUUCCUCUGGCCUUCUUUGCAGGAGCUGGAGUUAGGGUUGCAAAUGAGCUUGGAGCUGGGAAUGGGAAGGGAGCCAAGUUUGCGACAACAGUGGCAGUUGUGACAUCUGUUAUAAUUGGCCUCUUCUUUUGGCUCUUGAUUAUGAUGUUCCACAACGAGUUCGGCUACAUAUUUACAAAUAGUGAACCUGUUCUUACUGAAGUUAGCAAACUCUCCCUUCUACUAGCCUUCACAAUUUUGCUCAACAGUGUUCAACCAGUUCUCUCUGGUGUGGCCGUGGGAUCUGGGUGGCAAUCUUAUGUGGCAUACAUAAACUUGGGCUGCUAUUAUCUGAUUGGCGUGCCACUUGGGUUUUUAAUGGGAUGGUUCUUCCACCAAGGAGUGAUGGGAAUUUGGGCUGGAAUGAUCUUUGGUGGGACAGCAGUUCAAACCUUGAUAUUGGCCAUCAUCACAAUUCGAUGCGACUGGGAUAAAGAGGCAGAGAAAGCAAGCAUGCACGUAUUGAGGUGGGCGGACAAGAACUAAUAAUAUUAACAAUGUCCAUCGGAUUUGCUGAUGAUGUUUUACGAUUACAUUGUGUCAAUAUAAACAAGACAAAUUUGUUUAGAUUGUACGGAAAGGAAUAGAAGACAGAAAUUAUUUUCUGCAGAACUAAGAUUUGAUAGGUGAAUUUACAUUGGAAAAAUUUCAUACUUA
Molecule: messenger RNA, 1770 nt
Organism: Pyrus x bretschneideri (Chinese white pear)
Lineage: Eukaryota; Viridiplantae; Streptophyta; Magnoliopsida; Rosales; Rosaceae
Product: protein DETOXIFICATION 27
Exons: 8
Coding region: 118-1599 (493 amino acids)
Biological process (GO): xenobiotic detoxification by transmembrane export across the plasma membrane
Cellular component (GO): membrane
Molecular function (GO): antiporter activity; xenobiotic transmembrane transporter activity
Source: RefSeq, a predicted model, not a curated record